Sesamum indicum (sesame) is the source of this 3740-nucleotide messenger RNA. The record is from RefSeq and is a predicted model, not a curated record. Lineage: Eukaryota; Viridiplantae; Streptophyta; Magnoliopsida; Lamiales; Pedaliaceae.
ACCUGUGGAAUUGCUUCCCUUUAAGUAUCUGACAACGUGAAUGGCAGCAUUCCAGUGUGCUUCACAAGGGUGUUGGAGAUGUUGGCUCAAUUGUUGCACAGCGUAGCAUAAAUCUGGCCUUGUAAAUCCCAGGAUUUGGAUGAAUUGUUGUGGACAAAUCUUCAGAGUUUCAAGUUGCUGCAGCGAUUAUACAGAGAAGGUUAUUUCAGAUCUUUGCCUGCUCUGGUGCCAUGUUGCAAUUUCAAGAAUGAAAUGUAAGCUUGGAGAAUUAUUCAAGAAGAAAAAUCAACCACAAGAAGCGGUUGUAUAGCCACAGAUCAUUCGAGUUUCCGUUACAGCAAAGGAGACUCAAGUCUUCCUUUUUAUAAACAGGGAAGCAGCUAACAGAAUAAACUAACAGACCAAAGAAGAAAAAAAACAGAAGCGUGCUAGCGCUUUUACAAGGAAGGAGAAGACUCCCAACGGUUACAAAGAAACGCAUUUUCACUUAACCCACAAAGAAGAAAGAAAGCGCCGUUAUGCGGAAGUGCGAGAAUGACUACAGCAGCUCAGUUCUUCUUGCUCUGAGAUUUUCUGCAGCUGCAACCUUGAGAAUCACUGUUGGGUUUCAUCAGAUCGUCUCUCCACCGAGUUGGAAGCAAUCAGACAUGUGCUGGAAGAUGCAGAAGAGAAAAGUUUUCACGAUGCGCCAAUCCAAAAUUGGUUGAACAUGCUGGAAGAAGUGUGCAAGUAUAUAGACGACAUGGUGGACGAAUGGAACUUUGCUGCUCUUAAGCGUCGGAUUGAAGGUCGAUCUGAGGAUCUUUCUUUGCCUUGGGCGUCGAAGAAGGUUUGUCCUCUUAUCCCAUCUUCUUCUUCUUUCAUGUGUUUUAAGAAGGUUGUAAUACGUCGAGAUAUGGUCAAGAAUAUAACGGAAUUGAGAGAAAGGCUGGAUGUGAUUGCGGUGAAGAAAGAUCUAUAUGGUUUAAGACCCCUUGUGCGAUCUGGUGAUCGAGGAACAGUUAGACUUCCAUCUACUUCUUUAGUUCACGAAAAGAUGGUUUAUGGUCGAGACACUGAUAAAAAGAUUCUUGUGAGAAAACUCAUGCUUGAAGUAGUUCAAGUAGGUCCCCAAGUUAUUUCUAUAGUUGGGGCCACGGGAAUUGGGAAGACGACUCUUGCUGAACUCGUAUACAAUGAUAAUCUUCUGAAAAACUAUUUCGAUGUUAGAGUUUCGGUUUGGGUUUCUGAUGAUUUCAGUCCGGCUACAAUUGCUAACUCGAUUGAAUUGAAGGUGCUGUUGAAUCGCUUAAGAGACUGCAUUUCAGGGAAAAAGUUCCUUCUUUUCCUAGACGAUGUUUGGACAGAGGACUACUCCAAAUGGGAACCGCUUAAAGAAUCUCUUAAUUGUGGUGACCCUGGAAGUAAAAUUUUGGUGACAACACGAAAUGAAAGGGUUGCAAGAAUGAUGGGCAGUGACGAGAUUCAUUAUUUAGGCAGACUAUCUGAUGAAGACUGCUGGAUGCUAAUGAAAGAUAUAGCAUUUUGCGGUCAACAUGAGGAGGCUCAUCAAGAAUUCGAAGUUAUCUCCAGGGAAAUAGCUAAGAAUUGCAAUGGCUUGCCGCUUGCUGCAAAGUUCUUGGGAAGCCUUUUACGUACUAAACGUACUAAGCAAGAGUGGGAGAGUAUCUUGCAAAGCGUAAUAUGGGAAGUGCAUGUAUCAGAAGCUGGGCUUUUUCCUCUUUUGUUUUUGAGCUACAAGGACUUGUCGCCGGUAAUUAAGCAGUGCUUCUUAUAUUGUGGCGUAUUUCCCCAGAAGUCAGAGAUUGUUGUGGAGAAGUUGAUAAGAAUGUGGAUGGCUUUAGGCUAUCUAAGCCAAACUGAGAGGAUGAGUGACUUGGAAUCUAGAGGCAUAGAGUACUUCGAAAAUUUGAUCAUGUAUUCUGUCUUUAAAGACUUUGUAGUACACGGUGAUAGAGUUUACUGCAAAAUAGAUGAGACAAUGCAUGAUUUUGCUCAAUUUCUCAAAAGAACCAAAAGUCAGGAUCACAAUCACGGAGUAAAUGCAAAGAAAAAAUUGUCACUCCAAGAUUACAGUCAACCACUAGUUUCCCAAGCCCAGGUAUAUCGUAGCUUAAUUUGUCAAAAUGAGCUUCCUUCUGAAAGAUUUUAUGUUAUAACUUGCCUAAGGGUAUUAAGUUUAUGUGAGUGCGAUAUGCAAGAGAUUCCAAGUAGUAUAGAAGCAUUGAUUCACUUGAGGUACUUAGACUUGAGUGGUAACGGAUCAAUAACGGGAGUUUCUGAAAGUGUAUGCAAGUUGUACUACUUGCAAACUCUCUAUUUGAGCAACUGCUGGUUGAGACAAAUACCAAGGAAAAUUGGGAAUUUGAUUUACUUGAGACACCUGGACUUCAGUUGGAAUUCAUACAUAGAAGAGUUGCCAGAACCUAUAUGCAAUUUGUAUGAUCUACGAACCCUGAAUAUUGCAUACUGUAGCCGUCUUUCUAGGCUUCCACGAGGCAUCGAAAAACUGUCACGCCUAAGACACCUUCCCAACGAUGAAACUGAAAUUCUUCAUCAGAUUCCUCAAGGAUUGGAGAAAUUGACUGGCCUUCAGACAUUGAGACUGUUCCAUGCUGGAAAAGAUUGGAGCAAACUAGGAUACUUGGAGAGGUUGGACCAACUCAGUGAAUCUCUAGAGCUGAAAAUCCGUCUUCAUGAUAGAGAAGAUGUGAAUGAGGCACGGAAGGCAGCGCUGAGACGCAAGAUCAACAUACAGCGCCUGAAAAUCUAUUUUCUUGAUGCAAUGCGGAGAACAGAAGGAGAGGUGUCGAUAAGUAAUGAAACAAUGGAGGCUCUGCAGCCAUCUCCAAACUUGCAUUAUUUAACAAUUCAUGGCUACAAGGGGACAAAGUUCCCAGCCUGGAUCUCCUCAUCUCUCAGCCAUCUAAAAGUUCUUGAAUUCCAAGGAUUCAGUAAUAUCACAACCUUGCCAUGUUUGGGGAAGUUACCGGAGCUGAAAGAGCUUUCAGUGUGGGUAAUGGAAGAUUUGAGAUCUGUGGGCAGGGAAUUUCUUGGAAUAGAAGGGAAUACUGAUGGCUCAACGCCAUCGUCAGGUGUGGUGAUAAGCUUCCCUAACUUGGAGUCACUGAGUUUACGGGGCUGUCCGAACUGGGAAGAAUGGGAGGACAUAACAGCUGAAGAAGAAAAGAUGGGCAGCCUGUUGAUAAUGCCGCAUCUCAAGCAGUUGGCGAUCCACGCUUGCAGGUUGACACAGCUACCACAUCGGCUCCUCCGGAAGGCCUCAUCGCUCCAACAUUUGACAAUCGAGCGUUCUUUCAACCUAUUGGAACAUUAUGGGAAGAACGGUUCUGGGUCGAGAUUCCUCUCCCAUAUUCCACAUGUUACAGUAAGCUAGGGAGACACCACCUUCCAGUACUGUUUUAUGGAAGUUCUAUUCCUUAGUUACUUUCUAUAUGUUGUAAUAGGAAAAUUCUCUAUCAUAUUGGUGGGAAAAUUCUACCUCGAAUCAUAUUUAGUCAUACGUGAAUUAAUUAUAUAGCAAGCGUAAUACGAUUGCUAUAUAAUUGGGGUGUAUGGUUAAAGAAAAGUAACCAAUCACACGACAAGCGUAUUAUAUUUGGUUUAACUUGUGCUGCUUGGGGUGUUUGAACUGGUUUCAUGGUUUGCAUUACAAUCAUUUGUUUUUCUUCCCCUUGUCUUUUUGCUAUCUUCCUUUCUAUUUGUGCUUCGGCUAUGUC